CGCGCAGGCGCGGGGCCGCCUCCUCCCCGCGCAGCGGCGGAAGCGGCACCGGGCCCGGGCCCCGUCCCUGGGAGCGCCCCUGCCCCGCGUGUCCUCGUGUGUCCCCGCUCCCACCCUGCCCCCUCCCCGCGCCGAAGGGAAGGGAUGGCGGGGGCGGGCGCGGCCCUGCUGGCGGGGCUGCUGGCGAGGCUGGCGCUGGUGCUGUACGGGCUGCACCAGGACCGCACCAUGCGGGUGCGCUACACCGACGUCGACUACCGGGUGUUCACGGACGCGGCGCGGCUGGUGACCGAGGGGCGCUCGCCCUAUCGGCGGGCCACCUACCGCUACACGCCGCUCCUGGCCUGGCUGCUGACGCCCAACGUGUUCCUCACCGAGGCCUUCGGGAAGCUGCUCUUCGUGGCCGGGGACGUGGCGGCUGCCGUCGUCGCUUACCGGGCCCUGCGGCGCCGGGGGACCCCCGCCGGGCGCGCCUGUGGGUGCUGCGCCGCCGCCUGGCUCCUCAACCCCCUGCCCAUGGCCGUGUCCAGCCGGGGCAACGCGGAGGCGCUGGUGGCGCUGCUGGUGCUCGCCACCCUGUACUGGGUGGAAGAGGGCAGCGUGGGCAAGGCCGCCGUGUGCUACGGGCUGGCCGUGCACAUGAAAAUCUAUCCGCUGACCUACGCGCUGCCCAUAGCGCUCCGCCUGCGCCGCGGGGAGCGGGCGCUGGGUGCGCGGGCUGACAGAACGGCGAAGUUCACGCUUGUGGCGCGCCUCUGGCACCUUUUUGUAAAGAUGCUGAACCGCGACGUGCUACUCUUUGGAACAGUUGCCGGGUCGGUGCUGGCUACCUUGACUGUGGCAUUUUAUCACCUCUAUGGCUGGGAGUUUUUGGAGCACGCCUACCUCUAUCACCUGACUAGGAGGGAUAUCCGUCAUAACUUCUCUCCCUAUUUCUACAUGUUGUACUUGACAGCAGAGAGCGAGUGGAGUUUUGCCCUUGGCCUCGCAGCUUUCCUGCCCCAGCUGCUUUUGCUCCUGGUUGUUUCCGUAGCGUUCUACAGAGACCUUGCCUUCAGUUGUUUCCUACACACCGCUAUUUUUGUGACUUUUAACAAAGUAUGCACAUCCCAGUACUUUGUCUGGUAUCUCUGCCUUUUGCCCCUCGUAAUGCCUAGUAUUAAGAUGUCCUGGCAUAGGGCCGUGCUGCUUCUCUUGCUGUGGUUCAUCGGACAAGGCCUGUGGCUUACUCCUGCGUUCUUUCUGGAGUUCAAAGGAUAUAACACUUACUUACUUAUAUGGUUGGCAGGCUUGCUUUUCCUUUUAAUUAAUAGCCUCAUAAUUGUUCAGAUUAUUGCACAUUACCAAAAAGAAGCACAAGAUGCAAAAAAACUGAAGCAACGGUAAUAAAGUGACCAAAAUCCAGAAACAGCCCUACUGUCCUUGGUAAGGCAUCACAUACCACCAGCACUUAAUCUAACAAAAGUGCAUGUAAGUUGUACUAAAGCACAUUGUGUGUAAAUGUUACUGUUUCAGGCUGUGAGAGCAGUGACUGGCCUCAGUUAUUCUGAGCAGCCCCAGUCCUGCCCUGAGCAGUUUCAGCAGGUGUGCCUGUCUGCUGUGUGGGUCUUGAAACUGCCUUGCAAGACUCUCUCCAGCUCUGUCCUCCCGCUCCUGACUGGAAGUCUCCUGGACCAGUUCAUCUCUUCAGUGUCUUUGGGCCUCUGGUGAAGGGGCUCUACCCUUCUGCACUGACUGUCUCACCUACCACCUGCAGAGACAGAGGGGCUAUGCCCUCCUCUUUGACCCCUGUGCUGGGGUCACUCUCAGUUCCUGCUCAUACUCCCUGAUGGAGUAGCCCUGACACCUUUUUUCUCAUUCUCAGUGUUAGUCUGUUGAGGACUAACUGUUAGUCUGUUGGCUUUUAUCUAGAAUAACACAGCAGAUAAUAAAGGUGGAAUUUGAUUAUAAAAUUGGA
This is a messenger RNA of Motacilla alba alba, 1957 nucleotides long. It is a transcript of the gene PIGM, whose product is annotated as phosphatidylinositol glycan anchor biosynthesis class M. Gene Ontology annotation, molecular function: alpha-1,4-mannosyltransferase activity; GPI mannosyltransferase activity. The coding region runs from base 145 to 1386 and encodes 413 amino acids. NCBI's taxonomy places the organism in Eukaryota, Metazoa, Chordata, Aves, Passeriformes, Motacillidae. The transcript has a single exon. The record is from RefSeq and is a predicted model, not a curated record. Gene Ontology annotation, cellular component: glycosylphosphatidylinositol-mannosyltransferase I complex; membrane. Gene Ontology annotation, biological process: GPI anchor biosynthetic process.